Prorocentrum cordatum is the source of this 492-nucleotide messenger RNA. The record is from the annotation of a GenBank genome assembly. Lineage: Eukaryota; Dinophyceae; Prorocentrales; Prorocentraceae.
AUGGCGGCGCUGCAUAGGCUGGCGGUUGCGACCGCCCUGAUGCUGAUGAGGUUGGCGGGCGGGCUCGGCGCUCGGCUGGCCCGGCCGCCGUCGCCAGCAAGCGGGCGCGGCGCGCAGCGAGCCAGCGGCCUCCGCAGCGAUGAUCUCGCUGCUGCUGGCAAGAAGGCGAACGAGGGGUGCGACUUCGACACGCGGUAUUUCGAGCACGCGGGAGGCGGCGCUGGCAGGCUCUCAGCAGGGUUCGAGUUCGAUGGCCCCGAGAGGAAGGGGCCCGACUCUGAAGAGAGGUCACGCGUCAAAGCAGGGGAGCAACUGAUACCUCUCCCAUGGAGCAGCGCCACUCGAGAACGGAGCCAUCAUUUACCCAGUGACCCGAAAGACAGAUCUGAAGAUGUUUGGGGACAGCUUGCCAAGACUUCGCUAUUUUAUAUUAUUAUGUUGGGUGUAUGGCGUUUGCGUGUUCAUCCCCACCGAAGCUUUCUGCGAGUAUGA